GUAGAAACUUUGGACUAAAAAAUGACAUUUAUUCGCUGGGUCAUUUUCUGCCUUUUGAUAUUCAUAAAGAAAAGCAGAGAAACUUGGAGAUACGGUAAUGAAAUUGGGCAAUCAGAACUUUUCAACACAAGAAAUCCAAUCAAGCUAGAGUAUUUGGUUGAACAAGAUGGAGUAGAGAUAGAAUGGCAGAUAAAUGGAAAUUGUGUUGUCUCUAACAAGAGUUCUCAAGUUGCCUCCCUGACUUGCAGUAAACCAGGACAGUAUAAAGUAGAUCUUAAGUUGAACGGCAGCAGCACAGAGGAAGCAGGCCGCUAUAUAAAUGUUCAGGCCUACCACGCCUGUUAUCGAUGGUACUUGGUUAAAAGCAAUAAUCAAUCUUUAUCUGUGAGAAUUCAUCAUGAAAACACUGAAUCAACAUCAGACCAUACCAUGGCAAGCUUUUUUCAUGACUUGUCUAGUAAGCAGUUAUGA
Molecule: messenger RNA, 471 nt
Organism: Lingula anatina
Lineage: Eukaryota; Metazoa; Brachiopoda; Lingulata; Lingulida; Lingulidae
Product: cation channel sperm-associated auxiliary subunit epsilon-like
Biological process (GO): sperm capacitation; flagellated sperm motility
Cellular component (GO): CatSper complex; sperm principal piece
Source: RefSeq, a predicted model, not a curated record